Messenger RNA from Zingiber officinale, 1534 nucleotides. Its product is annotated as protein trichome birefringence-like 34. The transcript is spliced from 5 exons. The coding region runs from base 1 to 1407 and encodes 468 amino acids. Gene Ontology annotation, cellular component: Golgi apparatus. Gene Ontology annotation, molecular function: O-acetyltransferase activity. NCBI's taxonomy places the organism in Eukaryota, Viridiplantae, Streptophyta, Magnoliopsida, Zingiberales, Zingiberaceae. The record is from RefSeq and is a predicted model, not a curated record.
AUGUGCUCAUCUUUAGACGGUUCUGGUGAGCAAUUCUUCAGUUGCUCACACACUAACUCACAAAACCUUCACUUGCAGAGCAAGUCUAGGCAGCUUACCAGAACUGUGUGCAGCAUAAAAGCAGUGCUGCUGCACUGGCGCUGGAGAUGCAUGCACACGCGCGACAUGGCUAAGAAUCCUACUACUUCUUCUGCUCUUCUUGUGCCCAUCUUGGCCUCCUUGUUCUUCCUCUUGGUGAUCGUCGUCUCGCUUUCUUAUGAUAAAGUGGACUACAUCCUCCCAAUUAGGAUAUUCGAACACCAAGAGCAGGUGGAGACGAGGAGCAGCAGCACUUCUGUGAGUAAUCAGGAGGCCGAGUGUGACCUGUUCUCGGGGAGGUGGGUUUUCGACGACGAGACGCGGCCGCUGUAUUCCGGGACGCAGUGCAAAUACAUGCACGAUGAGGUAGCUUGCGAGAAAUACGGCAGGAGGGAUCUCAAGCAUCAGCAAUGGAGGUGGCAGCCAAAUGGAUGCGACAUCCCCAGGUUCGAUGCUCACGAAUUGCUAACAAGAUUAAAGGGGAAAAGAAUGGUAUUUGUUGGUGAUUCUCUCAACAGGAAUCAGUGGGUAUCAAUGGUGUGCAUGGUGGAGUCCAUCGUAAGCAGUGAGAAGAAAUCUAUGAUCUAUAAUGGCUCACUGUUGUCCUUUAGAGCAAAGGAUUUCAACGCAUCAAUUGACUUCUACUGGUCCCCUUUGUUGGUAGAAUCUAACUGUGAUGAUCCAGUACUCCACCGAAUGACGAACCGCAUCAUGCGUAUUUCGAUCGAGAAACAUGCUCGACAAUGGACAGAUGCAGAUAUACUAGUGUUCAACUCUUAUUUGUGGUGGAAAAAGCCUGGAAUGAAGAUGAAGGUCUUGCAUGGAUCAUUUGAGGAUGAGAUCGAGAACUUGGAGGAGUUGGAGAUGGCAGAGGGCUUUCAGUUAGCAUUGAAGGAAUGGUCCAAUUGGCUCGAAUUGAAUCAGAACCCCAAUGUCAAGCUUUUCUUUGUCAGCUUGUCGCCAACACAUGUUUGGGGAGAUGAGUGGGGUGCAGCAAGUGAUCAAAACUGCUACAACGAGACUGAACCAAUUCAUGAAGAAGGGUAUGCAAGUAGAGGAUCAGACUACAAGAUGUUGCACAUGGUUGAGAGCACGGUUGCGAAAAUGAGGCGAAAAGGCAUGAGCGUGCAGAUUCUCAACAUAACUCAGCUUUCGGAGUAUCGAAAAGAUGGGCAUCCAUCUGUUUACAGGAGAUAUUGGGUUAAUAUUACGCAAGAACAACUUGCAGAGCCUAGUAGCUACUCCGACUGCACACAUUGGUGUGUUCCAGGAGUUCCUGAUGCAUGGAAUGAGCUCCUUUACAGUUACAUUGUUUCUCAACAAGUAUAGGCUGUUGUUGUAUGAAAGGAGGUGCCUCUUCUUCCUAUUUCUCAUGCUCAAUUGAAGCUACAACAGAUACAACAGAAUUUCUCAGACCUUUAAAAUUGUUGCCAACCAUAUCAAAUCUAGAAACGUA